AUGUCAAGCGAUCCUAAACAAACGAUAUACAUCAAUAAUAUCAAUGACAAGGUAUCAAUCGACAAAGUCAAGUCAGUGCUAGCUACACUUCUACUGCAGCAUAAACCCACAAACAUAUCCCUCGCUAAAACCUUAAAGCUAAAAGGGCAAGCAUUUGUAACAUUUGAAACCAUCGACGAUGCAUCCAAGGCAAUUGAGAGCUUAAAUAAUCAAGAGGUGUUUAGUAAGCGAAUAAGUGUUACUUUUGCUAGACUGGAAAGUGACGUAUUACUAGAUAAGAACGAAUUGAAGCAAAUUAGAAAAAUCCGACAUGAAGAACACAAGAUCAAGAAGCAAUCACAAGCUAAAAACAAAAACAAAACCAAACUAUCAAAAUCAGUGCUUGAUAAAACGACGUCAACAAAGAAAAAUCAAGUUGAUGUUGAUAGUUGGAAGAACUUGCCACCAAAUCGCAUAUUACUUUUGCAAAAUAUAAGUGCAUCAUUGCCCAUCACUAAGGAAACAAUCGAUAGUUAUUUUCAGGAUUAUGCUGGAUUUGAAAUGGCUAGAUAUGUCAGUGUAAGACACUUGUCAUUUAUUGAAUUCGAGAACGAGGAUGUGGCUCAAAAUUGCUUACAAUCUGUCAAUGAGGAUGACAUAAAGAGUAAAUUUGGCAACGAUAUCGUCUUUUCCUAUGCAAAAAAAUAA
This is a messenger RNA of Lodderomyces parapsilosis, 687 nucleotides long. RefSeq lists its product as uncharacterized. Gene Ontology annotation, cellular component: cytoplasm; ribonucleoprotein complex; nucleus. The coding region runs from base 1 to 687 and encodes 228 amino acids. The transcript has a single exon. Gene Ontology annotation, molecular function: mRNA binding. NCBI's taxonomy places the organism in Eukaryota, Fungi, Ascomycota, Pichiomycetes, Serinales, Debaryomycetaceae. The record is from RefSeq and is a predicted model, not a curated record.